Messenger RNA from Lodderomyces theae, 1686 nucleotides. RefSeq names its product phosphate transporter (gene PHO84). Gene Ontology annotation, cellular component: membrane. The coding region runs from base 1 to 1686 and encodes 561 amino acids. Lineage: Eukaryota; Fungi; Ascomycota; Pichiomycetes; Serinales; Debaryomycetaceae. The record is from RefSeq and is a predicted model, not a curated record. The transcript has a single exon. Gene Ontology annotation, biological process: phosphate ion transport; transmembrane transport. Gene Ontology annotation, molecular function: phosphate transmembrane transporter activity.
AUGUCACUGUCAUCAGAUAUUGAGCAAGGUCACGACCAAGUCCACCCCCGCCACGUCAGUCAAAGUGGUGGUAAGACCGCUUUCAAAGAUUACUUGGGUAAGUUUGCUGAUGUAGAGGAUCCAUUGGAAAGAAGAAGAUUGGCUUUGGAGGAAAUUGACAAGUCCGGUUUCGGUUGGACUCAAGUCAAGAUGAUUAUGAUUGCCGGUGUUGGUUUCAUGACUGAUUCUUACGAUAUCUUUGCCAUUAACUUGUCGGUCAACUUCUUGCAAUGGGUUUACUGGGAAAACGGUGUUAUGCCAGACUCGACCACCACAUUGAUCAAGGUUGCCACUUCUGUUGGUACUGUUAUUGGUCAAGUCAGUUUUGGUACCAUGGCUGAUAUUGUUGGACGUAAAAAGAUUUACGGUUUGGAAUUGGCUAUUAUGAUCUUUGCUACUAUUGCCCAAGUUGUUCUUGGAGAGUCCCCUGCUAUUAAUUUUGUUGCCAUCUUUUCUGCAUUGAGAAUCUUGAUGGGUAUUGGUAUUGGUGGUGAUUACCCAUUGUCAUCUAUUAUUUCAUCUGAGUUCUCCACCACUAAAUGGAGAGGUGCAAUUAUGUCUGCAGUGUUCUCCAACCAAGGUUUGGGUCAAAUCUUUGCUGGUGUCGUUGCCAUGAUUUGUGUUGCUGGUUACAAGGACGACUUGAUCAAUUACACAAGCAAAACCGGAUGUACCGGCCCUUGUCGUAAAGCAUGUGAUCAAAUGUGGAGAAUUGUUAUUGGUUUCGGAUGUGUUCCAGGAUGUAUUGCCUUGUACUACAGAUUGACCAUUGCUGAGUCACCAAGAUAUGCCCUUGAUUUGGAUGAAGAAGGAAACUUGAAGAAACCAGAGAACGCAGAGGUUGAAGACUUGAACAAUGUUGAAAUUGAAGUACCAAAGGCCAGUUUUAAAGAUUUCAUUAGACAUUUCGGACAAUGGAAAUAUGGUAAAAUUUUGUUGGGAACUGCAGGCUCUUGGUUCAUGUUGGAUGUUGCUUACUAUGGUUUAGGUUUGAACACAACUACUAUCCUUCAAGCUAUUGGUUACGCCAGUAAAAAGACUAUUUACCACACUUUCUAUGACAGUGCUGCCGGUAACUUGAUUCUUGUUUGUGCAGGUUCUCUUCCUGGUUAUUGGUUCACUGCAGCUACUAUUGAUACUGUUGGAAGAAAGCCAAUUCAAAUUGGAGGAUUCAUUCUUUUGACCAUCAUUCUUUGUAUCAUGGGAUUUGCAUACCACAAGCUUGGAGACAAGGGUUUGCUUGCUCUUUUCGUUUUGGCUCAAUUUUUCCAAAACUUUGGUCCAAACACCACCACCUUCGUUGUUCCUGGUGAAGCUUUCCCAACUCGUUACAGAAGUACCGCUCACGGUUUGUCAGCUGCCAGUGGUAAAGUUGGUGCUAUCAUUGCCCAAACCUGUAUCGGUACUCUUCAAAACCACAACUGUCCAGCAGGUGUAAAGGGUUGUUGGUUGAACCACGUGUUGGAAAUCUUUGCUUUGUUUAUGCUUCUUGGUAUCUUCACCAGUUUCUUGAUUCCAGAAACCAAGAGAAUGACUUUGGAAGAGAUUUGUGAGAAAUACCACGAUGAAGUUGAUCUUACCACCAUUGCUAGAGACAAGUUUGUCAAGGAAGAGCCAGAGCACUACGAUUCAGAUGUUAAGGCUUAA